CACGGUCAGCUCUCUUGGAGCUUACUUAACCCCGCUCAAACCCGCAUCACUUGCCAACCUAAUUCACUCUGCCUAAUUCACUCUGCCUCGCUGCUCGACUGCAAGGGUAGCGUUCCUUCGUAGGCUCACCAACAGCCAUCUGAUUGCUCUCUGUGCGAAACCUGGCUGUCGCCGAGCCCAGCUGUCAUCACGAACCUUGCUGUACCCCGCCGACCCCGCCAAAACCAUGGCUUCUGAAGCUCCAAAGGCCCCUGUCGUGGCCGAGGCCCAUGAGGUCGACACUUUCCACCCUCCUGCGAAGAUGCUUGAAAAGCAUCCCAGCAAGCCUCACUUGAGUGGCCUGGAGGAGUACCAGCAGCUGUACAAGGAGUCCAUCACGGAGCCCGACAAGUUCUGGGCGAGGCAGGCUCGCGAGCUUCUUACCUGGGAGAGGGACUUCCAGACCGUCCGCAGUGGGAGUCUGGACAAUGGCGACACUGCCUGGUUCCUCGAGGGCCGGCUUAACGCUUCCUACAACUGCGUCGAUCGCCAUGCCUUCAAGAACCCCGACAAGGUCGCCAUCAUCUACGAGGCCGAUGAGCCCGAUGAUGGCCGCACCGUGACCUACGGCGAGCUCCUCCGCGAGGUCUCCAAGGUAGCCUAUGUCUUGAAGAACAUGGGCGUCCGUAAGGGUGAUACCGUUGCUAUCUAUCUGCCCAUGAUUCCGGAAGCUCUUAUUGCCUUCCUUGCUUGCUCCCGAAUCGGAGCCGUCCACUCGGUCGUCUUUGCCGGCUUCUCUUCCGACUCGCUCCGCGACCGUGUCAUCGAUGCCAAUUCCAAGGUCGUAAUCACAACAGACGAGGGCAAGCGCGGUGGCAAGUUGAUCGGGACCAAGAAGAUCGUCGAUGACGCCCUGAAGCAGUGCCCCGACGUCAAGAACGUCCUGGUGUUCAAGCGUACCGGCGCCGACGUCCCCAUGACCAAGGGACGCGAUUUCUGGUGGCACGAGGAGGUCGAGGUGUGGCCCUCUUACAUCGCCCCCGAGCCCGUCAACUCCGAAGACCCCCUCUUCCUUCUCUACACCUCGGGCUCCACCGGCAAGCCCAAGGGCGUCAUGCACACCACUGGCGGCUAUCUGAUCGGUGCUGCUCUGAGCGGCAAGUACGUCUUCGAUAUCCAUGGCAAUGAUCGGUUCUUCUGCGGCGGAGACGUUGGCUGGAUUACCGGGCAUACGUACGUCGUCUAUGCGCCGCUACUCCUCGGCGUCUCGACCGUUGUCUUUGAGGGCACGCCAGCGUACCCCAACUUCUCGAGAUACUGGGACAUCAUCGCGAAGCACGAUAUUACCCACUUCUACGUUGCGCCCACCGCGCUGCGGUUGCUCAAGCGUGCCGGCGAUCAGUACGUGAAGAACAACAUGGGGAAAUUGAGAGUCCUUGGUACUGUCGGUGAACCCAUCGCUGCCGAGGUCUGGAAGUGGUACUUCGAGAUCGUCGGCAAGGAGGAGGCGCAGAUUAUCGAUACCUACUGGCAAACGGAGACCGGAUCUCACGUCAUCACACCGCUUGCUACGGUGACCCCGACGAAGCCUGGUAGCGCGUCGCUUCCCUUCUUCGGCAUCGAGCCCGCGAUCAUCGACCCCGUCACGGGAGAGGAACUCCACGGCAACGACGUCGAGGGCGUUCUCGCAUUCAAGCAGCCCUGGCCUAGCAUGUGCCGGACUGUUUGGGGCGCUCAUAAGCGAUAUAUGGAGACAUACCUCAACGUCUACAAGGGCUAUUACUUCACUGGCGACGGUGCCGGGCGCGAUCACGAGGGUUUCUACUGGAUUCGCGGCCGUGUUGACGACGUCGUCAACGUGAGCGGCCACCGCCUGUCGACGGCCGAGAUCGAGGCGGCCCUGAUCGAGCACUCGGCGGUCGCCGAGUCGGCCGUCGUCGGCGUCGCGGACGAGCUCUCGGGCCAGGCGGUCAACGCGUUCGUGUCAAUCAAGGACGGGAACGAGCCCACCGAGGCGCUCCGCAAGGAGUUUAUCGUCCAGGUCCGCAAGAGCAUCGGCCCGUUCGCGGCGCCCAAGGCCGUCUACAUCGUGCCGGACCUGCCCAAGACGCGCAGCGGCAAGAUCAUGCGGCGCAUCCUCCGGAAGAUCUUGGCUGGCGAGGAGGACCAGCUGGGCGACAUCACGACCCUCUCGGACCCCUCGGUCGUCGAAAAGAUUAUUGCGGUUGUUCACGAGGCCAGGAAGAAGUAAGGGGCCCGGCGCGCUUUUAGGGGAUUAUAUACCAUGGUCAUUGUUUGCGAGACACGAGGUUCAGGCUGAGGGUCUAUGGUGUUUUGCCCAAAUUUACGACCCUGGCGAGGGGAGCUCGUCUGACAUGAUCACGAUUGACUGGCUAAGAGUUUGACGUUCAAUACCUACCUAUUAUGCUCUCUCAAGUAACGCAGUGGAUUGCAGGCCGUAUUUGUCCGCCCGGAGGUAGGACUGGAGUCCUGAGACAAUUGU
This is a messenger RNA of Phialemonium atrogriseum, 2482 nucleotides long. Its product is annotated as acetyl-CoA synthetase. Bases 227 to 2230 code for a protein of 667 amino acids. Gene Ontology annotation, cellular component: cytosol. The transcript is spliced from 7 exons. Gene Ontology annotation, molecular function: acetyl-CoA synthetase activity; AMP binding. NCBI's taxonomy places the organism in Eukaryota, Fungi, Ascomycota, Sordariomycetes, Cephalothecales, Cephalothecaceae. The record is from RefSeq and is a predicted model, not a curated record.